CCGGCCCGGCCGGGUUGCUCCUGCCCCGCCGCCGCGCCGGAGCUCGGGCGCUCGGAGCUGGGGGCGCGGCCGCCCUCGCUUCGCCGGGCCGGUUGCCGGCAGGCCCUGCCCUGAAGGGGAGAAGCGGCUGGGAGCGCGGGAGGUGGAGCCUGCCCCAGCGGCCGCUCCCCGGACCCAGCCCGAGGGGGACCCUGGCCCCUGCCUCUGCGGGGCGCCCCCGGCUCGGAAGAGUCCCCCGGGCAGGGAGCAGCUCCAGGCAGCAUCUCCAAAGGAAAAGAAAGAAGGGACAGUGAUCAGCUUGGGCGACCUGGACCCUCCCCGCGGUGUUUGGAACCAGGGACUGUCACGAAGUCUGCCCUUGGCACCGUCGCUCCGACUAGGGCAUCCCCUGCCGGGACCUGGACCCGGACCCCCUGCGCUUUGUAGACGGCGGCGCCGCCGCGCCACUCUUCUCUUCCGCGGUCUCUCUCUGCCUGGAGGCAGUCACGGCCAAGGACCUACAUUAAGAGACACAUUCAGAUGCACCAGCCAUUGGUAGAGCACCUGUCGUGUGCCAGAAAGUAUUAUGAGGGAGGCCGAGGACUUCAUGCUCCGGACAGAGAAACGGCGCUGGCAUUAGGGAUUGCCACCUCCGAGAGGAUGCUGGGAAUCUGCAGAGGGAGACGCAAAUUCCUGGCUGCCUCCUUGAGUCUUCUCUGCAUCCCAGCCAUCACCUGGAUUUACUUGUUUGCUGGGAGCUUCGAAGAUGGGAAGCCGGUGUCUCUGUCUCCGCUGGAGUCCCAGGCGCACAGCCCCAGGUACACUGCCUCCAGCCAGCGGGAGCGCGAGAGCCUGGAGGUGCGCAUGCGCGAGGUGGAGGAGGAGAAUCGCGCCCUCCGCAGGCAGCUCAGCCUGGCCCAGGGCCGGGCCCCGGCGCACCGCCGUGGCAACCAUUCCAAGACCUACUCCAUGGAGGAGGGGACUGGAGACAGCGAGAACCUCCGGGCUGGCAUCGUGGCAGGCAACAGCUCCGAGUGUGGGCAGCAGCCAGUCGUGGAGAAGUGCGAGACAAUCCACGUGGCCAUCGUCUGUGCCGGGUAUAACGCCAGCCGGGACGUUGUCACCCUGGUCAAGUCCGUCCUGUUUCACAGGCGGAACCCUCUGCACUUCCACCUCAUCGCCGACUCCAUCGCGGAGCAAAUCCUGGCCACGCUCUUCCAGACCUGGAUGGUGCCCGCCGUGCGUGUGGACUUCUACAACGCGGACGAGCUCAAGUCUGAAGUUUCCUGGAUCCCCAACAAACAUUACUCGGGGAUUUAUGGGCUAAUGAAGCUUGUCCUGACCAAGACUCUUCCCGCCAACCUAGAGAGGGUUAUCGUCCUUGAUACGGAUAUCACCUUCGCAACCGACAUUGCCGAGCUAUGGGCUGUGUUCCACAAGUUCAAAGGUCAGCAGGUUCUGGGCUUGGUAGAGAAUCAGAGUGACUGGUACCUUGGAAACCUGUGGAAAAAUCACCGCCCGUGGCCGGCCCUUGGAAGGGGCUACAACACAGGGGUGAUCCUGCUGCUCCUGGAUAAGCUGCGGAAGAUGAAAUGGGAGCAGAUGUGGAGGCUGACGGCGGAGAGAGAGCUCAUGGGCAUGCUGUCUACAUCCUUAGCUGACCAGGAUAUUUUCAACGCUGUCAUCAAACAAAACCCCUUCCUUGUCUACCAGCUGCCCUGCUUCUGGAAUGUGCAGCUCUCAGACCAUACCCGCUCCGAGCAGUGCUACAGGGAUGUGUCUGAUCUGAAGGUCAUUCACUGGAACUCCCCCAAGAAGCUUCGGGUAAAGAAUAAGCACGUGGAGUUUUUCCGCAACCUGUACUUGACCUUCCUUGAAUAUGACGGGAACCUCCUGAGGCGGGAACUGUUUGGCUGCCCCAGCGAAGCCGACGUCAACAGUGAAAACCUCCAGAAGCAGCUAUCCGAGCUGGACGAGGACGAUCUGUGCUAUGAAUUCCGACGAGAGCGCUUCACCGUGCACCGCACCCACCUGUACUUCCUGCACUACGAGUACGAGCCCGUGGCAGACAACACAGAUGUCACCCUGGUGGCCCAGCUCUCCAUGGACAGGCUCCAGAUGCUGGAGGCCAUCUGCAAGCACUGGGAGGGGCCCAUCAGCCUGGCCCUCUACCUGUCGGACGCCGAGGCCCAGCAGUUCCUCCGCUACGCGCAGGGCUCCGAGGUGCUCAUGAGCCGCCACAACGUGGGCUACCACAUCGUGUACAAGGAGGGCCAGUUCUACCCCGUGAACCUGCUGCGUAACGUGGCCAUGACCCACAUCAGCACGCCCUACAUGUUCCUGUCCGACAUCGACUUCCUGCCCAUGUACGGGCUGUACGAGUACCUCAGGAAGUCCGUCAUCCAGCUGGACCUCGCCAACACCAAGAAAGCGCUGAUUGUCCCCGCGUUUGAGACCCUGCGCUAUCGGCUGUCUUUCCCCAAGUCGAAAGCAGAGCUGCUGUCGAUGCUGGACAUGGGCACCCUCUUCACAUUCAGGUACCACGUCUGGACGAAGGGUCAUGCACCCACAAACUUCGCCAAGUGGCGGACUGCCACCACGCCUUACCGAGUCGAGUGGGAGGCUGAUUUCGAGCCAUACGUUGUUGUGAGACGUGACUGCCCUGAGUACGACCGGAGGUUUGUAGGCUUUGGCUGGAACAAGGUGGCUCACAUCAUGGAACUGGAUGCACAGGAAUACGAGUUCACCGUGCUGCCCAAUGCCUACAUGAUCCACAUGCCUCAUGCCCCCAGCUUCGACAUCACUAAGUUCCGUUCCAACAAGCAAUACCGCAUCUGUCUCAAAACCCUGAAGGAAGAGUUUCAGCAGGACAUGUCCCGCCGCUACGGCUUUGCUGCCCUGAAAUAUCUCACGGCUGAGAAGAACAGCUAGCACCAAGAAGCCGCCACUAGGGAGAGACACGCUGCCAGGAAGAGCCACUCGCUGUUGGGGGCCUCGCCUUCAAAUUCCAAGUCAAGCAAUGCUUUUCGGUUUGUUUUGAGUUGUCUCUUUGGCCCACCAAAGCUGCCCUCACUGCAGAGAUCUUGGACAAGGACCCAGCCAGCCUCUCUCCGCCCCUACCCGGCAUUUCCAAAGGGUGGAAAGAGAGCCAAGAAAGGGGGCGUGGUGGGGUGAGAGGAAGUACAGGGGUUAUCCUUGUUACCGCAAAGCCACAAAACCAAGGCAGGGCUUUGGGGUGUUCCUGUUGCUUUUUAAUAACUAUGCUCAUCAUGGCUGGGGAGGAAGGGAUGUCAGGGUGCUGGAGCUUAGUCAUCCCAGGAAAUAAAAGCAAAACCAUCUAUUCCUUUAAAGGAUACUUUCUCUUUCCCCCUGCAAUUAAGCUUCGUACCCAAAGGGGCAGGGCGAAUCAAUGAUCUGAACCCACCAUUUGGAAAACCCGAUGGGGACACUGUCUCUGGGGGGUCCUGGAGGUCGGGUCAAUUGGUUCCUUAUCCCCAAAGUCCCUCUUAUUUCAUUCUGAUUUGUUUUCACUUUGGGAGAUUUGGUUGUUUGUUUUUGGUCUGGCUAUCCAAAAUAGAAAAUCGGAUCUCUCGAGGCUCUAAGGAAAAUCAGCUGCCUCAAACGCCCUUUCUCAGCAGUGGCCCAGCCAGGAGGGCGAGAGUGUUGGCCAGUCCUUAAACAUGGGCAGCUUCCUUCAGGAUCGUCACCGGGGCUCCCACGAUUGAAUUCCCUGCUCUCCAGAAUCCAGGGGCUGUGGUGAGGACUGUGGGGUGAUGAGGGCCGGCUGUUCUACCCCACCCAGUCAUGUUUUCUACCGGCAGCGACUGAUCCCCAGGAAAGGGCUUUGAAGGAACUGUUUCAGCGCACACAAAAGGUACGACCCUCUCAGGCCUUUAGGAGAACUUGAAUAAUUCAUGCGAGCCCAACUCUGAAAAUUCACACGUCCAUUGGAAGACCUCUGCGUUCUUGCCUGCUUCACUGUGGAAGGGAAGAAGUGACAACCUCAGUCUCCCUUUGGGACCUAUCCCAGGGUAGGCAAGCACCUUUACCUUUACACAGAUCGAGGAGACACUGGACUUUUUACCCAUUUUCUUUUAUCUUCAAUAUUAAUGUUGUGUUUACAUUGAUGAGAACCAGAGUUCACGCCCAACCCUCUGCUGGGCUGUUUGUAUUGAGCUGCAAUGUGACCAACGAAAGCUGCAUUCAAUAAAUGAGAGUACAGACUGUU
Messenger RNA from Otolemur garnettii (small-eared galago), 4207 nucleotides. It is a transcript of the gene LARGE1, whose product is annotated as LARGE xylosyl- and glucuronyltransferase 1. Bases 520 to 2910 code for a protein of 796 amino acids. NCBI's taxonomy places the organism in Eukaryota, Metazoa, Chordata, Mammalia, Primates, Galagidae. Gene Ontology annotation, biological process: protein O-linked glycosylation via mannose. Gene Ontology annotation, molecular function: xylosyltransferase activity; glucuronosyltransferase activity. The transcript has 16 exons. The record is from RefSeq and is a predicted model, not a curated record.